This is a messenger RNA of Vespa mandarinia (Asian giant hornet), 2066 nucleotides long. RefSeq names its product calnexin. Gene Ontology annotation, biological process: ERAD pathway; protein folding. Gene Ontology annotation, cellular component: endoplasmic reticulum; endoplasmic reticulum membrane. The record is from RefSeq and is a predicted model, not a curated record. Gene Ontology annotation, molecular function: calcium ion binding. NCBI's taxonomy places the organism in Eukaryota, Metazoa, Arthropoda, Insecta, Hymenoptera, Vespidae.
GGUAGUGGAAUUCGUUUUUAGUACACGUCAAAGUAGAUGCCCUAACGUAUAGAUCAUCAUUAUCACUUAAUUAAAUAAUACAGUUUCUAUCUUUGUCAUAGCAAAUAUAUUAAACUUAUUUAUUGUGAAUUAAAUAUUACAUACUUUAACAGAGUGAUAUCAAUAAUAUUCAUUAUACUGUUUCACGUGAAUAUGAAAUGGCAAAAAUCGUAGCAUGUGCAUCAUUACUUUAUUUAUGCAUAAUUUGUAAUAUAUUAGAUGCCAAUGAGCAACAUGAUAAUGAUAUUAAAGAUACAAAUACAAAAUCAACAUACCAAAGUCCGGAACCAUCUGGAUUUGCUUACUUAGCAGAACAUUUUGAUGAUAGAGAAAGAUUUGAUACUACUUGGGUAUUAUCAGAAGCUAAAAAAGAUAAUAUUGAUGAAGAUAUCGCAAAAUAUGAUGGAAUCUGGACUAUAGAAGAGCCUAAAAGACCUAUACAAGAUGGUGAUUUAGGUUUAAUAUUAAAAAGCAAGGCUAGGCAUGCUGCUAUUUCUACUUUAUUAAAUACUCCUUUUCAUUUCAAAGAUAAACCAUUGAUUGUACAGUAUGAAGUUAAUUUUCAAGAUGGUCAGGAAUGUGGUGGUGCAUAUCUCAAAUUAUUAACAUUAGAUUCAAAACACACAGAAUUAAAGAAUUUUCAUGAUAAAACACCAUAUACUAUUAUGUUUGGACCUGAUAAGUGUGGGAAUGAUCAUAAGCUACAUUUUAUUUUCCGCCAUAAAAAUCCUUUGAAUGGUACAAUAGAAGAAAAGCAUUGUAAAAAACCAAAGGAGAGAUUGGAGGAUUUCUUCAAAGAUAAACAACCACAUUUAUAUACUUUGAUAGUUCGUCCUGAUAACACAUUUGAAAUAAAAGUUGACAAUAAAAUUGUAAAUACAGGAUCGUUAUUAGACGAUUUCACUCCUCCUGUUAAUCCACCUUUAGAAAUAGAAGAUCCAAAUGAUAAACAACCUGAUGAUUGGGAUGAUAGAGAAAAGAUCUCUGACCCAUCAGCGAUAAAACCUGAUGACUGGGAUGAAGAUGCUCCAGCCCAGAUUGUAGACGAAGAAGAUGUUAUGCCAGAAGGAUGGUUGGAAGAUGAGCCACCUAUGAUACCAAAUCCUGAUUCUGUAAAACCUGAUGAUUGGGAUAUUGAUAUGGAUGGAGAAUGGGCACCUCCUGAAAUACCCAAUCCAAAAUGCUCAGAUGCUCCAGGUUGUGGCCCUUAUAAGCAAAAAAUGAAGAAGAAUCCACGUUAUAAAGGAAAAUGGUUACCUCCAUUGAUUAAUAAUCCUAAUUACAGUGGAAAAUGGAAACCUAAACUAAUUCAUAAUCCUAAUUACUUCAAUGAUGAACAUCCAUUUUUGAUGUCAUCUAUUUCUGCUAUUGGAUUUGAACUUUGGUCCAUGUCUCCUGAUAUUAUUUUUGACAAUAUUCUUAUUACUGAUAAUGAAGAUGUUGCAAAAAAAUGGUCCGAUGAAACGUUUGAAGUGAGACGGGUUAAAAUUGCUGAAGAAAGUGAAACAUUGUGGGGACGUAUGAUGCGUUCUAUGAACUACAAACCUGGCUGGUGGGCUCUUUAUUUUUGUUACUGUAUGAUACCAAUCAUAAUAUAUGUUUGGUAUUUAAUAAAACGUUCACGUGAGGAAAAAAAUGAUGAAAAAGAAGAGGACAAGCAAUGUUUAGAUAUAAAUAAAGAUUUAUUAGAUAAUGAAGAAGAGGAAGAAACUCAGGAGGCAGCUGUAGAAGAAAAUAAAGAAAUUGAAAAUACAAGUGAAACAGAGGAGAUAAUAGAAUCUAAAACGGAUAAAUCUAAUGGUGAUGAUGGUCCAAGACGAAGAAAACCAAAUAAAGAAUGAUAAGCAUCAAAAUAAAUAUAAGAAAAAAUUUAUUGUUAAAGUGUUCGUCAUACUUUCACAUUCCACAUUAUGCUUGUCAUUGUGGAUAGUAGUAUUAUCAAUCACUAAAUAUGCGAUGUUUUCAUUAGCAAUUUGUUCCUCGUUUAGAAAUAUGCGUGCUUCGAUUUUAAGUAUAAUUUAUCAUUA